GGCUUCCUGUACACCGUCCUCCUCCUCCAAUUCAUCCUGCCGGCCUUGGAACCCGUCGACACCUUCAACCUGACCAGCCGCUUCGCUCCCCUCGUCAUCGUCUUCCUCCACGUGGGUCUGGGCCUUUUGUCCUUCACCCUGGACACCUGGAGCACUUCCAGGGGCGACACCGCUCAGAUUCUGGGCUCAGGUGCCGGCAUUGCCCUGGCGUCCCAAGUCAACCAGCGUCUGGGUUUGAUCCCGGACUUGAGAGCGGACCAGCUGCCCCUCAACAUGCCCGUCCUCAGCAGCGGCCUGGUGGGUGGGGCCAUGCUGCGCUAUGCACUGGGACUUCUGGUUCUGAUGCUCACUCGAGCGCUCAUGAAGGCUGUCACCGUCCCUCUGGUGUGCUGGCUGGUAGGGGUACCUGGGGGGGACACGAGGAAGGCCCGGCAGCACAUGGAGGUGGAGCUGCCCUACCGCUACAUCGUUUACGGGACCAUGGGCUUCAACGUCCUCUUCCUGGUCCCGCUGCUGUUCCGCUUCCUGCAGCUCUCCUGACCUGAGGUUCUGGGGAGGUUCUGGCGCCGGCCCGGUCUUCAGAGGGUUGCUCUCUGUUGCAGUGUGCCACAGACCCAGAGAAACACUGGUCCAUCAGCGUCACUCGAUCCAGACCAAAUGAAGAACACCGGAGCUCAGUAGAUCAAAGAAAUAGGACCGUCUUCACCUGCAGUCCAUAGUCACCUGAGCAGCAUCUACCCCCAGCCUGAGGGGCGUCUGUGUCCUGAGAGGGGGUGUACUCUCAUAUGUUUUUCAGUAGUUAGGAAGUGUUGUUGAGAAAUCUUUUGGCAGUUUAACUUGCAGUAUGAUCCUCUUGGAGAGGGCAUUGAUUACAGGCACAUUCUUUUUUAUUUGUUUAUGUGCAGGAGCGCUUUAUCAGGGUGGCCAUUGACUCUAUAUGAUAACUGGACAUCACUCAUAGAAAAUGGUUUACUUCCAGCUCCAACCAAAAGAAGUCAAUUCUGUCGCCAUUUUUUCACGAUGCAGACUUUGCCAUGUGGGCUGUGAUUGGUCUGAGAGGGUCUGAGUCAUUGUUUCUAUGGCAACCGCUCGUUGAUCAGGAGUGAGCUCGUUGGAAGGCUACACUGCUACCACUGACAGCGGGAUAAUCUGUCAAUUCAAUGUUUUCAACGUGAGACCGUCUACUUUUAUUCAGGCCUUGGUCAGGUUAUAACUCAAAUUACAGAAAAAAAUAUGACAAAAAUUAGAAUCGACCCUUUUCACGUGACGUCACACAUCGUCAGCCAAGUGCAGAAUAGCUUCUGUUGUCUAUGAUUCAGAACGGAAAAGCUGAACACUGUUUAACUCAAUUAUAUGUAACUAGUUAAAGGUAACCUUACCAACUGUAACCAAAUUUGUACAAUAUUUAUUUUAGAAAUGUCCCACCUGGUUGUAUUGGUUUCCUCCUCUAAGAUCGUUCACAAAUCAAAGUACAAAUGUCAGUAAUCCUGUCUGCAGUCAGAAUGCAGCAGCUCAGCUGCUUCCCCAAAUUCCUCUGGAUGAAAGAGUCUUGGAUUAUUUCUCUCUGACAACCCCGUUAAAAUUAGACGAAGAUUACAGAAACUUCACUAAAUGCUGCUAGUUUGAUUAUGAAGGUAAUUAUGAUUUAUUCUUUUAAUGUGUGCUAACACUAGCGUUAGCUUUGGCUAUGAGACGUGGAGCUGCAGAAGGUCUUUUCUCACCAAUUAAAAGUUGUCUAAAUGUCUGUGCUCACAUAAUCCUUGAAGACAGAUCAAAAGUCAGACAAUUCCAGCGUGUCUGACAUUAAAGUCAAACUUAUUCCUGUUGUAAUGUUUUCUACUGCGGUCAGUGAGCUGCUGUUAACUCAUCCGUGGUUCUAACAUCACUCCUCUUUGUU
This is a messenger RNA of Oryzias melastigma (Indian medaka), 1897 nucleotides long. RefSeq names its product sphingosine-1-phosphate phosphatase 1 (gene sgpp1b). NCBI's taxonomy places the organism in Eukaryota, Metazoa, Chordata, Actinopteri, Beloniformes, Adrianichthyidae. Gene Ontology annotation, biological process: sphingosine metabolic process; phospholipid dephosphorylation. The record is from RefSeq and is a predicted model, not a curated record. Gene Ontology annotation, molecular function: sphingosine-1-phosphate phosphatase activity. Gene Ontology annotation, cellular component: endoplasmic reticulum membrane.